Leptidea sinapis is the source of this 5907-nucleotide messenger RNA. It is a transcript of the gene Tnks, whose product is annotated as poly [ADP-ribose] polymerase tankyrase. The coding region runs from base 93 to 3599 and encodes 1168 amino acids. NCBI's taxonomy places the organism in Eukaryota, Metazoa, Arthropoda, Insecta, Lepidoptera, Pieridae. The record is from RefSeq and is a predicted model, not a curated record. The transcript is spliced from 24 exons. Gene Ontology annotation, molecular function: NAD+ poly-ADP-ribosyltransferase activity; protein binding.
UGCAGACUGUAUUUACAUACGUGUUUUCAUCAAAUAUUUUUAUUUUGAUAUGUAUUAUAAUGAAUAACGAGUGUUAAAUGUAAUAAACGAUAAUGUCGAGCCGUCGUUCCAUGCUCGGUUCGGCUCUGGACUCGUUACCUGCUGCCACGGACCCUCUGAGAGAAUUAUUCGAAGCUUGCAAAACUGGGGAUGCUGCUCGAGUUAAGAAAUUAAUAUCACCACAAACAGUUAAUGCUAGAGAUACUGCUGGUCGGAAAUCAACGCCUUUACACUUUGCUGCAGGAUAUGGUCGUCGCGAGGUUGUGGAGAUAUUGAUAUCUGGAGGCGCAGCUCUCCAAGCAAGAGAUGAAGGUGGCUUGCAGCCGCUGCACAAUGCCUGCUCGUUUGGACAUGCUGAUGUGGUUCGGGCGUUACUGGCUGCUGGGGCGCCGCCGGCUGCGAGAGACAACUGGGGGUAUACUCCCCUUCACGAAGCCGCUGCUAAGGGGAAGGUGGACGUCUGCAUAGCAUUGCUGCAACACGGAGCUGAUCCGAACAUCAGGAACACGGAGGGGAAAACUCCUCUGGACUUGGCCGACACAGCAACUCGACCUGUUCUAACUGGUGAAUACUGCGCGGCAGACGUUCUGGAAGCUGCACGGUCUGGUGCCGACGACCGCCUGGCGUCACUCCUCACGCCGCUGAACGUGAACGUCCACGCGAGCGAUGGCCGACGGUCUACCGCCUUACACCUGGCAGCUGGAUACAACAGGGCCCGGGCUGUGAGGCUACUGCUGCAGCGUGGAGCUGACGUGCAUGCCAAGGAUAAAGGUGGUCUGGUGCCUCUUCACAACGCGUGCUCGUACGGCCACUACGAGGUGACCGAGUUGCUGGUGCGAGCUGGUGCCGACGUGAACGCGACAGACCUGUGGGCCUUCACGCCGCUCCACGAGGCCGCUAGCAAGGCCAGACUUGAGGUAUGUUCGCUGCUGCUCAGCGAGGGUGCUGAUGCCACCCUCCUGAACUGUCACGGCAAGUCGGCCCUGGAUGUGGCGCUCACCAGGGAUCUCCGGGACAGGCUGGCGUUCGAGUACCGCGGCAACUGUCUGCUAGAGGCGUGUCGGCUUGCAGAGCCCGCUCGCGUCAAGAAACACCUGUCAUCACUCAACCACAACCAGGAUACGGCGUCGAUACACAGUGGACAGUCAGGUUCCGGUUCGAUGCCCAGUGAUAAGGUGGUGGAGCUAGUGAACUACCAGCACCUGGGCACCGGAGACAGGCCUCUGCACUGCGCGGCUGCCAGUCUCUAUCCGAAGCGGAAGCAGGUUAUGGAGAUGUUGCUGAGGAAAGGAGCGCGCGUCAACGAGAAGAACAAGGAGGGACAGACGCCGCUGCACGUGGCGACGGAACACUCUCACCUGGACGCCAUGGAUCUAUUGCUGCGGCACGGUGCCAAAGUGAACGCUUGCGACGCGCGCGGUGAGACCGCCUUGUCUCUGGCGGCCAGGCGCGACUCGGGCGCCGCCUGCCGGCUGCUACUGGCGUGUGGGGCGGAGACCUUGGACAACCAACACGCGCACGAUGCUUGUGCCAAUGCAGCGGCUCUACGACUGUUGGAGGCGGCUCGUACCGGAGACGUGGAGACCUCCCGGGCUAUCCUGGACACCAGGCCGCGGCUGGUCAACUGUCGGGAUGUUGAUGGUCGACACUCCACACCGCUGCAUUUCGCUGCUGGAUAUAACAGAUUGCCGCUUGCUCAGUUACUGCUGCAGCGGGGAGCUGAUGUCCAUGCCAAGGAUAAAGGUGGUCUGGUGCCUCUUCACAAUGCGUGCUCGUACGGCCACUACGAGGUGACUGAACUGCUGGUGUCUGCUGGAGCUGGGGUGAACGCGGCAGACCUGUGGAGGUUCACGCCGCUGCAUGAAGCUGCCGCCAAGGGAAAGGCGGACAUCGUCAGGCUUUUGCUUAAGCAUGGCGCAGAUCCGACGCGUCGUAACCGCGACGGGUUGACGCCGCUGCAGUUGGUGCGGGCGGGCGACAGUGACACGGCGGACGCGUUGCGCGGCGACGCGGCGCUACUUGACGCGGCCAAACGCGGCGAUCUUGCUCGUGCUCGUAAACUAAUAACACCGCAAAAUGUGAACUGUCGCGACGCGCACGGAAGAAACUCAACACCUCUGCACUUAGCUGCUGGCUACAACAACCUGGAGGUAGCCGAGGCUCUGCUGGAGGCCGGCGCGGCAGUGUCAGCUCGCGACAAGGGUGGGCUGGUGCCGCUCCACAACGCGGCGUCGUACGGACACCUGGAGGUGGCGGCGCUACUGCUGCGAGCUGGUACUCCGCCCAACGCCGCCGACCGCUGGGGCUUCACGCCGCUGCACGAAGCCGCGCAUAAAGCCAGAACUCAACUGUGCUCGCUGCUGUUGGCGCAUGGUGCCGACCCGUUCCUGAAGAACCAGGAGGGACAGACGGCGCUGGAGCUGGCCGGAGCUGAGGACGUGCGCUGCCUGCUGCAGGACGCCAUGACGGGUGCGGCGGGGGGCGGGGCCGACACCCCGUCGCCUCUUACUGCGCCCGCCUCGCUGCUGCCGCCGCCGCACCUGCCCGUGCUGCUGCCCAGUGGAGAUACUGUCCCCCUCCCGCUGCCGGUGACAGCUAGCAGUUACUGGUCGGAAGGUGCACGGGGAAGCCUGGAAGAUGCGGCCGGAAGACCUGCAUCAGCACUCUCCACCUGUGAUACUCUUCACACCUUCCUCCUCAGUAUCGGGCUUGAGCAGUUGGCGCCAGUGCUGGAGCGGGAGCAGAUCACGGUGGACAUCCUGUCGGAGAUGUCGCAGGAGGAUCUGCGUGCGGUGGGUGUCGCGGCCUACGGACACCGCCACCGGCUGCUGAAGGCCGCCAGGCAGAGUCUGCAGUCGCAGUCAGAAUGGUACGGCGGCACUACCCUGGUAGACGUGACGCCGGAUCGGGGAGAGGAGUGCGCAGGAGGCAGCAGCUCCUGUGAGUACACCAUCGUGGAGAGGGAGAUGCAGGCCUCCGUGAAGGCGCAUCGGGACAACGCGGGAGGAAACUUCACAAGAUACAACGUGGUCAGGAUACAGAAGAUAGUGAACGGUCGCUUGUGGGAGCGAUACACGCGGCGGCGCGGUGAGGUGUGCGAGGAGGCGGGGGGAGGGGCGGCAGGAGCGGGUGAACGGCUUCUGUUCCACGGCUCGCCCUUCAUCAACGCCAUCGUGCAGAAGGGCUUCGACGAGCGACACGCCUACAUCGGCGGUAUGUUCGGCGCGGGGAUCUACUUCGCGGAGCACUCGUCCAAGAGCAACCAGUACGUGUACGGGUACGGGGGCGGGUCUGGUUGCCCCGCCCACAAGGACCGCAGCUGCUACCUCUGUCACAGACAAAUGCUGCUGUGCCGCGUGACACUGGGCCGCGCCUUCCAAGUCCUGAGUGCCAUGAAGAUGGCCCACGCGCCGCCCGGACACCACAGCGUGGCCGGCAAGCCCAGCUCCGGCGGCCUGUGCUACCCGGAGUACGUGGUGUACCGCGGGGAGCAGGCGUAUCCCGAGUAUUUGAUAACGUAUCAAAUCGUGUGCGAGGAGGAAUCGCCUGGCGAUGUGUAGAUUGUGAUGUGGUAGUGACACUCCACAGUGUGUUCUCAAAAUUGUGCGCCAGAUGACGUGUCAGGAACACGACAUUAAGGCAGGCGUCGACUGCGAUAUUAAGGCAGGCGUCGACUGCAACCGAAACGCAUCGAGUCGAAGCGAGUUGGGUCGAAAUACAUUUACUCCUUCUGUGUACAAAUAAGUCGAAUCGAGUCUUUCAUUCAUCACAACUGGUCUUUGUUGGAUCGUGGACGUAGCUUGGAUACAGAAAUGCUUUUAUAUCACAGUAUCUUAAAAUAGUCAACAACAUAAUUUAAUGCAUUUGUAAUUGCAAAUCUUCUUAGAUCAUAUGUACGUCUGGAUAGACUGUGACAGCUGUGAAAACGUCGAAUUAAAAUAGAGGUUGACAGUUAACCUCUAUUUUGAGCAAUCCACGCACACUAACACAAAGUGACACACAAAUCGUGAGUGUAAGACGUAGGUUGUCGAUGCAAGACAUUUUGAAUUGAUUAGACCAACUAUUACUACGAAGCCCGCGUCAAACAAUUUUUUCCUAUCCAAUCUACUUAUCAAAAUGUCAGGCUGGACCUGACGUUCACUGUCAAGUCACUAAGAUGGCGGCGGGUCCCCCUCUCAAAUUGCGGGGACUUUACAUAUUAUUAUAUUAUAUCUUAUUUGCUAGACUAAUUUAUGGCCACUGUCACAGAAAAACAUUAUACAUAAUACUGGUAGCUAUCUUUCAUCAUUAUCACAGCCGAAAGACAUUUACUGCUGGAUAAAGCCUCCCCAAAAAGAUUUCCACCGCUUUUGGUCCUCGUUAAAUCGUAGUAUUGUAUUAUACUAACCCUCUUAUUCAUAAGUCUGCUAACUUAAAGCAUUGAUAAUUCUCACUCUGUCUUUUUCUAUUGACCUAAGUCAGAAUGAGAAAAAAAACUCCUUAGCGGCUGUUUAAAGUACCUAGUCUGGAGGAUAAGAAGUAGAAAUUUCUGUGUUAAUUUCUCGAGGUAAUGCAUUAGCUAGUGGUUUAAUAUUCAAAAUAUUAAGGAACUAAUGCCGUGCGUGGGCUGACUGUUUAAUACUUGUCAAUCAAAAUCAGUUACACUAAUUAUAGAUUCUCUUUCCUUUUCUUUAUUACCGUUAGAUAUUCUUCUCUAAGUAAGUCUUUGUUUCGGACAAAUGCUUCGGUGAUGAAAAACCGUUAUAAACCGGUCCAGUCAAACAACUUAAAACCGUAAAAUAGUCCUUAAAGUUAGAACAAAAGCAAGUAUAUGUUGAAAGACGUUAUGUGGUCUUAACUUUAUUUCCUUUUCCAAGCUUUGUCUACUCUAGCGCCAUUGUGGAGGGAUUUGGAACUGUUAUUGACCGCUUAAAGCUUGACACUUUCGUGACGUUUGGAAUCUGGGACCAAUUAUUGCACUGGACGGAGUGAUAGCUUGAAAUGUUUACCAAUUGUUUAUUAUGUGCGUUUGUCAUGUCUUUAAUUUUUAUCGAAUAAUUUAAAAAAUCACUAAGUAUAAUGAAUAAUAAGUUACUUACGUAUGAAAUGAUAAUUCUGGGUCUUUUACACCUCCUUUUGUUGUUCUGGUUAAACAAAAUACAGCAACACAACUUAAUUUAAAUUUUUCAAUAAUUUUUUAAUGAAACCAAUGAAAUGUAUGAAUAUUUUACUUAUUUACGCACCAAAUUGAAAUUUUUUGACCGACUAGACCGACCCGGUCACCCAAGCGACGUUUUCAACUUAGAUAAGAGUGGCAACAACUGAUAGCUAACUAUCUCCGUCCAGUGUAAUAAUUGGCCCGAGUUUGUAAUAAAUAGUUGUCGAUUCUGCGUUAAAGUAUUAUUAAUAGCAAUUUUACAGUAUUAGAUAAUUUAUUCGUCUAUAUAGAGCCUCUUGCAGUUAGGCAACGCAUAACAACAGGCCAGGAUUAUUACUUUAGUGUGCAUGACAGCUACGAUACGUAAGUCACUUUGUUUUAUGUGCGUGCGUUGCUCAAAAGAGAGGCUAACAGUACUCCGCUAUUUUCUUCGACGUGUUCGCAGCUGUCACAAUCUAUCUACACGUAUAAAUUAUCUAAGAUUACAAUUUUAAUAUACAAAUGUUUUAGUGAAUUUUAGCUAAUGCUGUUUAGCCUUGUUGACGACAUAAUACAAAAGAAACAUCAAAUAUUUUUAAUUAUGAAUGCUUUUUCGAAUUAAUGUUGAAAUGAACAAACCUGUUUAGAUUAUAAAGCAAAAUGUUGUCUGUACCGAGUUUUUAUACUGUAUAUAUUGAAUUGUUAUGUCGGUGUGCUAGUGUUAGGAUGAUUACAAUAAAUAAUUUUUAUUA